AUGAUUCCAAAUGAGAUUUUUGCUGAAGAUUUAAUGAGUACAGUGAUCAGAUAUGGUCUUUACAUUGGUGCAGCUUUCCAGUUGGUAUGCCUACUUGCCUGUGUUACGCUCACUGACGAACAAAGUGAAUUACACCCCUACGAAAAGACAUAUACUGACAGUGAUGAAUGCAGUUCGGAGCAGUCAUCACCAGGGCACCGAGCCGCUAUGUCCCGAGCUAGGAGACAUGACAAAAAGAAAAGACGUUAG
This is a messenger RNA of Diatraea saccharalis (sugarcane borer), 249 nucleotides long. The record is from the annotation of a GenBank genome assembly. NCBI's taxonomy places the organism in Eukaryota, Metazoa, Arthropoda, Insecta, Lepidoptera, Crambidae.